GAGAACUUGAAAGAUGUAAAACAAGAAGCAAAAACUCUCCAUAAAACCAAAAGCCUAUGAACAAACCAAAUACCGCCAUCAAUAUAGACUUACUCAUUCACUCCAUUUAUAGUCGCCGUCUUCGAUGCCUCCGCCACCGCUUCUAUCCUGCCAUUAAACGGCGCCGCCGCCGCCGCAUCAGCACCAUCUUUAUCAUUAUUAUCCAAAUGUCCCUCUCUCAGUACUCAACUCACUUGAACAACUCCUCUGGCUCUGCUGCUAGUAGCAGCAGCACUAGCUUGUCUUGCGGUGAGGACGCCGGCGAAGUGGUAACUUGGGAACCUGACACGUCUAUCCUCCAUCAAUUUCCAUCUCUACACAAUUAUCCACCGUCCGAUGUGAAUUCCAUUUCAGAACUCGUCGACUUGGAACCCCAUCAUAUGCCUUUUCCCGAUUAUCUCCACCGUUGCCAGGACCGUUCCAUCGACGUCACCGCCCGUCAAGACUCCAUCAAUUGGAUCCUAAAGGUGCAUGCAUACUAUCAUUUUAGCCCAGUAACGGCGUUUCUCUCUGUCAACUACUUUGACCGUUUCCUCUCUUCUCAUUCUCUUCCGCAAGCAAAUGGGUGGCCGUUCCAGCUUCUGUCUGUGGCUUGUUUAUCUUUGGCGGCGAAGAUGGAGGAACCCCAAGUCCCAUUGUUGCUGGACCUUCAGGUUUUCGAACCCAGAUUCGUAUUCGAACCUAAAACCAUCCAAAGAAUGGAGCUUCGUGUAAUGGCUACUCUCAAUUGGAGACUACGUUCCGUAACUCCCUUUGAUUAUCUCCAUCACUUUAUUUGCAAGCUCCCUUCUUGCUCCACCCGAUUACCCAAUUCAUUUUCUUCGGUUGUAUCUGCUUCUUCGGAUCUCAUUCUCAGCACCACCCGUGUUAUUGAUUUCUUGGGAUUUGGGCCGUCGACGAUAGCAGCAGCCGCCGUGCUUUGUGCUGCCGGGGAGGGUUUUGAAUUCCCGGCUGAUGAUGCUUUUUUUCACGAGACAGUAAACAAAGAAAUGGUGGGAAGCUGUCACCAACUAAUGGAGGAAUACCUGAUCGACACAUGUCCAUCUGCUCGGCUCAAGGAGCUAAGAGGCGCGCAGCCACCAGCGCCUCCAAGCCCAGUUGGGGUGCUCGACGCGGCUGCUUGCGGCAGCUGUGACACGCGCUCCGAGAACCCCGGCUCCAGCAGCCAAGAAGAGCCGCCAGCCAAGCGGCUAAGAUCCUCUGCUCCGGAUGUACAGCAACCGUAGAUAAGACCCCCCGCCUCCAUCUCUCUCUCUCUCUCUCUCUCUCUCUCUAGAAAAUUGGGGACCCCUUUUUUUGGUCAUAUUUUUAUGUCAUUAAUUAUAAGAUGAACGGUCGGGAUUGGAUAAUAUAAAGUGAAGAGGGAAUUUUGUUAUUUUA
Messenger RNA from Theobroma cacao (cacao), 1419 nucleotides. The record is from RefSeq and is a predicted model, not a curated record. NCBI's taxonomy places the organism in Eukaryota, Viridiplantae, Streptophyta, Magnoliopsida, Malvales, Malvaceae.